Messenger RNA from Didymodactylos carnosus, 1362 nucleotides. The record is from the annotation of a GenBank genome assembly. NCBI's taxonomy places the organism in Eukaryota, Metazoa, Rotifera, Eurotatoria, Philodinida, Philodinidae.
AUGGGAUGUGGCGGAGGAAAAGCAGUAGCAGUUAGUGAACGGAAGUCCAAUAAAGCAACUAACAUUUCCCCUCAAGACGUCGUCGUCGUUCAGCUUCAACCACCUCGUCGAACUUUCGAUCGUGAACGUGUAAAUCUUGAAUCGCAUCAACUCGUUUGGUGUGAUAAAAAUGUGAACGAUUCAGUAACACUCGUUGAAGCAUUGAGAAAAAUCGUUGAUUACACAAAACUAUUUGACAACGUCGAAGCAUGUAAACAGUAUUUGAAUACGACGAGUACAGACACGGUCAAAGAAAUUCAUACUGAGCAGGAGAAAUUACUUGUCGCUCUGCAAACCGAUGUUGAAUCCUGCUUAAAAGAAGAAAAGAAAAACGUUUUAAAUGAAUCAAACAGAAAAGAUCAGAGUAUUGAUCUCUGGUUACAUUCCUGGUGGCCUGAAUUUAUUGACAUACUCUGUUAUUUACCCUAUCCGUCUCUCAUUUGUCGUGAAAGACUCGUCACUACACUAAAAAAUUACUACGAUGGAAAGAACGAAGAGUUGCGAGUAUUUGACGAAUUUGAACGUGACUACACUCCCAGUAAAGCUGUUCGUUGGUAUACACGUGAUACGUUUCUCUAUCGAAUUCUCAAUCGAGCACUUCGUCAACAUAACGUUGAAAUCGUUUUUCUCUUUGGAUUUUUCAUUCGAGAUUUGUACCGUCAACUGAAAGAAGAAUAUGAAAAAUUCAAAGCUAAAAAAGUAACAACAACCGUCUACCGAGGACAAAUCAUGUCCUUGGAUGAAAUUCAAACAAUCAAGGCACACUCCCGCUACGGCUUUGCCGUGAACAGUUUCUUUUCAACAUCUGACAAUCAAUCUGUAUCCUUAGAUUUCCUUCAUCGUUCUUCAUUGUCAAUAACCGAUACACCCGGUCUCGCCAAGAUAAUGAUAGAAAUUGAAUUGGAUACAAGACAAAAUCGAUCUCGUCCGUUUGCUUCCAUUUAUCAUCUAAGUGAAUUUUCAAAUGAAAAUGAAUUUCUAUUUAUGACAGGAAUAAAUCUAAGACGAGUUAAAGUUUUGUUUAAUCAAGAAGACGACGACGAUAAAAUAUAUACGAUGAAAUUAACACUAAAAGAUGAUCGUACCGUAAAGGAUGAUGCGGAUUUUCAAAACUUGUCGGAAAGAAAACUUUUAAAAAAGUGCACUGAUCUGCUGUGUGACUGUAUUGAUAAAGGUUCGUCGGGAAAAGAAACUGCGGCAGUGAUAUUUAGUGAACUGAUCGAUUGGUUUCCUGCAGAAGCCGGAUGGCUUAACAUAGCAAAUCAGUAUUGUCUUGACAAACAUUAUGAUCAUUACCUUGGACUUGAUUCAUCAAAUGUGUAA